GUGACACUCAUGCUUCGAAUAUAGCUGUCACGCAUGAAAGAUAAGAUAAGAAUUGACAGGUCUUGGAUACCACGGUACCUAAUGCGUUAUUACAAAAUUUGUGCUUCUUACGUUUGUUUUAGAAUUGGCGUCUACAAGAAUGGCCAACUUUAUUAAAGGAGUUCAAUUUUACUUUCUCAUGUUGCUCAUCCCAAGAGCCUAUUUUACAGUGCUCGAUGGUUACUGUCCUUAUUAUUGUCGGUGUUACAUGUGGGAGAAUAUGAAAGCAGCGAACUGUGUGAACCAAAAUAUAAUUACUGUUGAUAUUAGCAUACCCCGUCAAACAGAAGCAUUAGAUGUAUCAAACAACUUUAUAAGAAGAAUAGAGGAUCACGUUUUCAAGAAACAAGGAAUAACUUCCCUAGAGUACCUUAAUGUGAGUGGCAAUCACAUUAAGUAUAUUGAAAUGAAUGCCUUCAGUGGACUAAACAAACUACAAAUUCUAGAUCUAUCAAAGAACCAUUUGCACUACCUGUUUGUUAAAACAUUUGACGUGCUUGACAGUUUGAGAGCUCUCUAUAUGUCUGGAAACAAAUUCAGUAAAUGGACGUGGGAGCUGCAUUUGAAUUCACUUAAGGUUCUUGACUUGAGUUAUUGUGACAUAGAGAGCAUUGCAGUGAAUGCUCUUUCUAAUAUGGAAAAUCUCCAGAUUUUAAGUUUGAAGAAUAAUCAGCUCUCUGUUCUGAAUGAGAAUGUAUUCCACCAGCUACAUAAUUUGGAAUUGGUUGACAUUUCAGGAAAUCCGCUGAGAUGUAAUGAAGAGACAAAUAGUCUUCAACAGUGGUUUACAAUGCAAAUGAUAAAGCAUACAGCAGUUUGCAGAAGUGAUGAGAAGCAAAAGAUACUUCACACUAAAGAUAAAUUUCAGAAAAUUGUGUCAGCUGUGGAAGACACAACUGAUGAUGCAUUCGAAGACCUUAGGAACUUUUGGGCUAUUGAACAUAAUGAUGGUGUUGUUGAUUCUAAUAAAAUUUGUGAAUGUGAAAAUUCCACCACAAAGAAAAGCAAUUAUUUUCUCAAUAUUCAGGUCUUUGAGGAAAUACCAUCAUUUUGGGCCUUCCUUAUCGGUUUACAAAUCGGAAUUGUAAUUUCAAUAACGGUAAUACUGCUGAGAAAAAUUAAAUGUUGCCAAUGUAGGUUAAUGCAGAGCAGUAUCACAUCCCAACACCGAUUAUCACAGACUUCGGCACUUGAACCUAUGCAGGAAGAGUCAACCUGCUUGUGGGAUAAUAGUGGAUUGGAAACUCCCCCACCUCCAUACAGGGAUGUUGUUUUCCAUAAUGUUGCUGAUAGAGCCACUUGCAAUAAUGGUAGUACAUGAAAGAUGGCCUACAGGUAACAGUACAAAAUGAAACUUUCAGCUACAGCAACUGUAGAUAAAAUGACCAUACAUGUAGCAGGGUGUAAAUAUUACUGCUCUGUAAGUUAAUAGGUUGAAUCAAGAAAGUUGUUUGUCACCAUCAUUAAUAAGAAAUUUUUCUUCAUGAGAAGAACUGCUUGUUGGAACAUUCUCAGUUCAUGUUCAGAUAUUACUCUAAGCUCUAUCAUAACAUUACCAUUCAGUCGGUGAACUGACACAAAAAGUCAGGGAAACUCAACAAAGACAGAGAUUGCAAUAAAAGUAACCUGCUGGGAUACAGUGUAGCAUCUCAUGGGGUUAUGCUGUUGUUUAAUCUCUACAGCAUCUACAGUCCGCUCUGUGAAUUUCAGUCAUUCAGAAAAGUUGUAUAGGGGAGAUAUGACUUUCACAUGUUCUUAGGUUGUACCAUUAUUUUUCCCUUUUACUCACAAUUUUGUUCCUAUGGUAAGCCUUUGGAAGAAGUCCCUGUGUCACAAAAACUCAUCCCCUGGGCUUGUUGAUAAUUUCAAAAUUAUAAACGCUAGCAAGAAUCACAAAUGGUUUAAGACUGAAGGGAUCAACUUUGUCUAUGAUAUAGGUGUUUACUGUAUACUGUUAGCUCAUAAAUGGGCAAAUAAUAAAGUUGCAAACACAAAUUUGGAUCACCAACAUAAUCAUAUACAAUGCUUAAUGGAUAGCAAAGUUUAAUAUGAAAGAAUCUGAAGAAAUGUCUCUUAUGAGCAACUAACUACUAUUCUAUAAAAGAAUUUUUAUUCAAACAUCUGGUUUAUGUAAUGAAAAAUAAUUAAAUACUUAACACAAAAAACUGAUUUUAUAACUAAAUUUAUGUGAGCUCGACUGUAAAUAACUAGCAGUCUGCUACUGUUGACUAAAAUUUAUUUUACUGCCUGAUACAUUCCACAUCACUGCAAUACACAGUGCUGGUGAAAACAUAGAAUGCAUAAUUAACUUGUUACUAUUUGUCCACCUCUCGUUGAUCACUAACAGAAGGGUAUGCACAAAGCAGAGAAGUAUUCUGUUUGGUAGACAAAGAGCUUACUGUGCUAUAGGGCUUACUUAGUGCAGCUGACAUUGGCAUUGCCCAAACUCCAAAUACUGGUCACACAGUCUGCCAGCUUCUAUGGAUUCAGUGCUUGGCAGCCUACCGAACAACAAAGUUGGACAAAAUGGUAACUAAUUGCAUCCUUUGUUAAUCACUAGGUCUUCUCAGACUAGAAAUGUAAUCCAUUCAGACAAAAAGAGUAUUACUGCCUGAUAAUUUAUAGGCACUGGACACAGUUAUUGCUAUUACCUAACCAACAGCAACUUGACAUAUACCCAAAAGGAGAGCACAUGCUCCCCCUGUCCACCCAUUUUAAUUUUGUUGCCUCACUCAGAUCAUCAUUUUGUUUUAUUUUUAUUUACUCCAUCAGAACAGUUACAUCAUUUCACUCUAAUUUAUUUCUAUGUAUAAAUUAUCAACCAGAUUUACUACCUUCUUUCAUACAAUACUUUAUUAGCCCGAUUAGAGUUUGAAGCUCAUCUGCUACUGCGUAUUACUUCCUCCUCCUAGUUUCCUCCUCAUGUGGCAGCAUCGGUAACUUUUCCAUUUAAUGUGUCAACAUUUAACUCUCUAGUUCCUAAAUAAGAUGCUCCCUAUUUAAUGUAAUACUUCUGAAGAAUAUUACAAUUUUUAGUUAGUUGGUUGAUUUGGUGGAGGGGACCAGACAGCAAGGUAAUCGGUCCAAUAAGCUUAGGGAAAGGUGGGGAAGGAAGACAGCUAUGCUCUCUCAAAGAAACCAUCCCAACAUUUGCCUGAAGCGAUUUAGGGAAAUCAUGGGAAACCUAAAUUAGGAUGGCCAGACGAAGGUUUGAACAUUGUCCUCUUGGAUGUGAGUCCAGUGUGCUAACCACUGUGCCAUCUCACACUUUUAUGUCUCAAAUGUCUAUGAAAUGGCAUCUGUCAGAUAGUUAUUUGCUUGUAAAUGGAUUCAACCUUGGUAAAAUUCGUUUGUGGAAUUGCAUAGAGUUCCUCAGCCUGCAUUAGUGUCUUUGUGUAUUGCCAAACUCUGAAGACUCAUCUUUUAGCCUCCACUGUUAUCCUCUCUGUAUUGCAGAAAUCAUGGAAAAAAGCAGAUAAAACAUUAAAGGUUUUGAAAUGAGGCUAGUUUAUUCUUGAUUCAAAAAGCUUAGGGACAUACUACUUCAACUGGGCACUGGAUACUGAAAAGACAUACAAACAUCACCAACAAACACAUACUGUUAGUUGUUAGUAAGCAUUAAAUGUAAGACUGGUGAGGUUUUGCUAUUUUGAUAUAUGUACUUACUCUCAUGCUGUCACACUUCAAAUUGACUCCCAAGAACAUCAUUACAUAUUGAUGUAAUAUUUAAUUAGUUUCCCAUGUUAUUUUUUGUAAAAAGAAAAUGAUAAUUAACAUUUUGUUAUCAAAGAAAGGCAUUAUAUGACUUGAGUACAUAAUAUGUA
Messenger RNA from Schistocerca nitens (vagrant locust), 3863 nucleotides. Its product is annotated as amphoterin-induced protein 1-like. The record is from RefSeq and is a predicted model, not a curated record. Gene Ontology annotation, molecular function: protein binding. The coding region runs from base 140 to 1360 and encodes 406 amino acids. The transcript has 4 exons. NCBI's taxonomy places the organism in Eukaryota, Metazoa, Arthropoda, Insecta, Orthoptera, Acrididae.